GGCCCAUCCUCGCCGCUUUCACUUUACUACAUCACCUGCUUUUUUCCAACCCAUCACAUCUACCCCAGCGAUUACCUACAGCCAUCCUUUGGACCGCGCACGUGUAUACAUCAAAACCCGUCGCCAAGAUAUGAGUCGAGUCGGCAAGCUUGCCCCGGAGGUCAACCGAGCUUUAUUCGUAAAGAAUCUAAGCUACAACGUAACUCCUGAAGAGCUGUUCGACCUCUUUGGGAAGUUCGGGCCCAUCCGCCAAGUGCGACAGGGCAUUGCAUCGAACACCAAGGGAACCGCCUUCGUUGUCUAUGAAGAUGUAAUGGAUGCCAAGCAAGCCUGUGACAAGCUCAACGGUUUCAACUUCCAGAAUCGCUAUCUCGUUGUACUAUAUCACCAGCCCGAGAAGAUGGCCAGGUCAAAAGAGGACCUCGAGGCCCGCAAGGAGAAUUUAGCUCAGCUCAAGAAGCAGCACGGCAUCGAUUGACAAUUCGACGGGCCUGCUGGCGCCUCGCAGACUUCGAAAACUCGGCAGUCUGCAGGUCCGUCUUCACAAUCACCUAAAUCGCCCGUCGGAUCGCCGUCAUCAUCUUCAAAGUCUCUAGGACUGGUGACUAAAGAUCUUGCGGGCAGCAAAGCAGCGUCGCCCAAGCAGGGCAGACCUCCAAUGGCCGCAGGGCGUACCUCACGAAGCCCAGUGUCCUAUUUUGCGCGGAAGUUUCUUCCGACUGUACAGGAAUGCGCCUAGCUCAAUCCUGCAAAUGACCUGGCUUACGUACAUGGCCAUUGACUUUUAUGCGCGGUUCUUGAUGAUACUAGGAUCGACCGCAAUGCGAGAUGUCAUUUUUGUUUUUCUAUCACUGCGAUGGGCGUGUCCUCAACUACACUGUUGGGGACUAUGGAUACAGAUCAAGCCUAGCUCUCGUGGAAACAAAUCAUUACUUAAACUCUGUUUCUACAGGGUGUGUACUUAUUUACGAUUUCGGGCUUUGUGUCAUUUCAUACCGAGACUUGUAGGCUCACUCGUUGUUUGUCCUUUCUCUCACUCUCUCCGGUUCUUCUCUUGUGCGUUCAUGUGUACAAUGAAAUCAAAAAACUAUGUCUUAGUACAGAGACGUUGUCACCAUCUAUGCCCCUUGCUCAGUUCUUCAACUUGUCGGCGGGAGGGGGAAAAAAAAGGUGUUGCUUUUUGUCUGGUCACACGGAAGAUGAAAAUCCAAGACGUUGGGAUGGUGGCUCAGGAAUGUCUCAAUAAUCAGUUAAGACUUGGCUGCCACAGGGUAUAUUAUUGAGAGACAAAGUUUGCCAACUUCUGAAACCAGCAAAUCGACUUGGCCUUCCAACAGCACAUACAAACAAAGUUGCUGUCGGACUCUGGCGAUCCAAUGAAGAUGGUAUGUUAUGGAGAUUGAAUGAGUUAUUGUUAAGUUCUGCCAAGGACCCCGUACAGGCGACGAAUCGUCCGAAGCCCAGCACGUCAUUUUAGCUUUUUGGCUUUUGUUCCCGGUGCUAAAUCAAUUAAAACUCGAUCGCUAUGCCUAAAGUGUUAAC
Pyricularia grisea is the source of this 1542-nucleotide messenger RNA. RefSeq lists its product as uncharacterized. The transcript has 4 exons. Gene Ontology annotation, cellular component: nucleus; cytoplasm; ribonucleoprotein complex. The record is from RefSeq and is a predicted model, not a curated record. NCBI's taxonomy places the organism in Eukaryota, Fungi, Ascomycota, Sordariomycetes, Magnaporthales, Pyriculariaceae. Gene Ontology annotation, molecular function: mRNA binding. Bases 131 to 478 code for a protein of 115 amino acids.